CUCCUCCUGUCUGUCUCUCUCUCUCUCUCUCCACCACGUCUCAGGCGGCGUGGAAUCCUGGCUGUGUUUAAUUGCCGAGUGGCAAGAUCUGAGGGAAAGAUCGGGAGCCGCUGCGUCUGUCAACGCUUUACGAGCCCCAACCCCGGGAGAGAGAGACAGGGAAGGUGUAGGAAGGAAGUGUUUGGAGUUUGGGAACGGGUGAGCUGGGGAAUUUGUACGCAGUGGGGAGGUGAAGAAAGAGGUGAAACGCUGAAGUAAGACUUCAGAGUUGGAGAAAAAAAAGAGGGAGGGAAAGAAAAGAGGCCCACCGUUGGAGAAAGGGCAACGAGAGGGAAAAGUGGGAAAACAAGAGUAAGUUAGAAAAAGGAGGAAGGAAGGAAGGAAGGGGGAGGUGAGCGAAAAGUUAGAGAGGGAGAGAGUCAAACGCAGUGAACGAGAGGAGACGCAGAUGAGAAAAACAGACGCUGUGGAUGGCCUGGGUGGAGAGAGAACCAGUUGUUUUCUAAGUCGCCUUUCGGACUGGAAUGCACUCGGAGAAUUUGAGAUUCCCGACUCCUUACUGCCAACUUUGCUUGCGACGUGCGCCGGGCCCCGCAGACGGAUCAUGUCUGCAUAUGGAGUCCGGAGUAGCCCCGUUCCCAAAGGAGUUGGGGAUGGAGCGAGCAGAGAGGACUGGAGCGUCUCCGGUUUACGCCGAGGAGCUCCGGCAUCCGUGCUACAGGUGGGACUCGGCGUGCGUUCGGGAGAUCCGGCGGGAAUGCGGAUGCAUCCAGCGGUGGUAUUACCCAGAGCUGUUGCAUCCUUUCAACGGCGACCAUGUUUUGAAGGUCAGAGGUCACCGGUGCUACUCAUCCUAUGUUCAGGAAUGGGACAACGUUCAUCAGCCUGAAUAUAACGGACAUUGCGAGAGGAGACGGGUGUCAUUCCGGCAUCACAAGGAGAGACCCGAGACUGGCAGACAAUCACACUGUAACGGGCCGAACUCUAAUCAGGCUGGUUUUUUCCCAACCGAGGUGCCGUCCAGCAAGUUGGGCCGCUCCAAGGCACUCAGGAACGGGCUGCAGGUGAACGAACCACAGCGGGAAGUAAGGACAUCUUGGGGGGACGCGGGUCUGGAGGAACAUGGCAAGCAGAGGAAGAGCCAGGGAACAGUACGGGAACAGAUCAAACAAGUGGUCACGGAGCUCGAGGAAGUGCUGGGUGGUCUCAAACAGGUCCAGUUGGAGAUGAAAGAGGUGGUCCAACAGAUCGACAUUCUGACGUCCAAUAUUGACCUUGGUGAAGACGAACCAAGUCUAGCCAAUGGACUCUCCCAAGAUGCCACCAAAAGCAGUCAGACUGGUGUUGUGGCAUUGAUCCACAAUUCAAACAGCGAAGAGGACAUGUCCACUUCCAAUUCCUCUCUCGCUCACAGCCCUGUCACUGUGGAUUUACUUCACAUUAACAGUCCUUCGCCAAUGAGAAACUGCAUAAGUCCAGCCCCUCCUGAGCAACGAUCCGUUGCUGUUGAGGAUAAAAGCAAACGAGUUGUGAAACAGAGUUCAGAGACUCAGAGGACUCAAAGGACAGCCAAUGGAAACUGCCUACCGCAUCGAACGGCAAGGAAAAGCCAACUGGAAAACCACAGACCCCCUGUAGCUCCAGCAGUGUGCACUAACUCAAAUAAAACCCACCGGCCUCCACCUUACCCUCAGAAUGGACAGGUGAAGAUGAGGACGCCCCCCUAUCCUGGGAAACAUAAGAUGCUCUCCUCCACCGUAGUGGACUGAUGCCACACAACCCAGCUGACUCACACCAGAGGACGGAGAAUCCCAGGCCGAGGGGCAGUGACUGUUUCCCAUGGAAAACGCCAAAAGCAUCUCAAAGCCCUCUUUCUCUCUCACACCCCUGCUGAAAAA
Molecule: messenger RNA, 1898 nt
Organism: Onychostoma macrolepis
Lineage: Eukaryota; Metazoa; Chordata; Actinopteri; Cypriniformes; Cyprinidae
Exons: 3
Coding region: 525-1769 (414 amino acids)
Biological process (GO): positive regulation of translation; positive regulation of cell size
Source: RefSeq, a predicted model, not a curated record